AUGAGCACCCCAAAUUCUCCUUCCCAUGGUGUUCACUCGGAUAUCACGCAUGCGUCUUGCCGGCAUGUUCUGAAGGAUAUCAUAAAAGAAGAUAAGAUGGCGCGGCUCAUGAGCUGUCGCUUUGUUGUUGUCAAUGUCUGGAGGCCAAUAAAGCCAAUUCAAAGGGAUCCUCUUGCAGUUUGUGAUUGGAGGUCUGUUGACCCAGCGUCGGACAUUUUUCCAGAUCGUAGGGUCAUUGCCGGGCAGGUUUUCGAAUUUGGGGUGCCAAUUUUCAACGAAAAACAUGAAUGGUAUUAUCUGAGUGACCAGCAGCCAGAUGAACCGCUCAUCUUCAAGCAGUUGAGUAGUGGUGUUGCCUCCAGCGUAACGUUGCUCCACUCUGCCUUUGUUGAUCCCAAGCAUGUCGAUAAUCCUCCGCGCGAAAGUAUUGAAAUGAAAUGUUUUGCGUUUUUCACCGAGCAGACCAAUUAA
Molecule: messenger RNA, 471 nt
Organism: Penicillium salamii
Lineage: Eukaryota; Fungi; Ascomycota; Eurotiomycetes; Eurotiales; Aspergillaceae
Source: the annotation of a GenBank genome assembly